AUGGCACCCCCGCGCUCCGUGGCAGAUGCCACCCGCUUCACCGCGACCGGACCCCACGCCUUCACCCGCGCACCCCCCACCAGCGGCAGCAGCGGCGGGGGGGGCGAGACGCCGCAGCAGCGCGUGGCCCGCCUCCGCGAGGCCGCAAACAGGGCAAGGAUGGACCAGGUCGGCAUGUUUGACCGCAUUGUGGACCGCGGCCGCGUCUGGGCCGACAGGGCCCACAAGGUUGUUGCCAUUGGGCUGAUUGGCGCUACAGGUGGGUUGGAAAUUUUCUUUCUUUCUUUCUUUGCUAGAUGUGGAUGUGAUGUGGAUGGGGCGAGAGAAGAUGCUAAUUGGAUUGGCGUGGUGGUGGUGGUGGUGGUGGUAGUGCUCUGCGGUGGUAUCACGAUCUAUGCGUUUACAGACAUGGUGAUGUUUGCACGGAGGAAGAAGCGGGCAUACGCCGAAGAGCAACGCCACCUCCACGCAACCCAAAAAGAGUCACAAAUCCUCGCCGCCGUCGCCGCAGGCACCGACGAAGCCACCGCCCGCCACGAAGCCGACCUCGCCCACGAGAUCCGCAAGGGCAAGCCCGUCACCACGCGGCUGAAGGAGUGGGCGCUGAGCGGGCUCACGCCGCCAGAGAAGGAGGCGGUCGCUGUUGAUGGCCGCCAGAUUGCCGCUGCCGCUGCCACUGCUGCUGCCGGCGGGGUGACGGCUGUUGGUGGUGGUGGUGAUGGUGGUGGUGGUGGUGUGCCGAGGGAGGAGAUCCUGGAUAGGCCUGGUGCUGAUGAUCUGGUGAAGGGGGGGAAGGCGCAGGGGGGAGCACGGGUAUGUUGA
Molecule: messenger RNA, 822 nt
Organism: Morchella importuna
Lineage: Eukaryota; Fungi; Ascomycota; Pezizomycetes; Pezizales; Morchellaceae
Exons: 2
Coding region: 1-822 (273 amino acids)
Source: RefSeq, a predicted model, not a curated record